This is a messenger RNA of Chelonia mydas (Green sea turtle), 6854 nucleotides long. RefSeq names its product zinc finger protein 271. Lineage: Eukaryota; Metazoa; Chordata; Testudines; Cheloniidae. Bases 472 to 1041 code for a protein of 189 amino acids. Gene Ontology annotation, biological process: negative regulation of transcription by RNA polymerase II; central nervous system development. Gene Ontology annotation, cellular component: nucleus. Gene Ontology annotation, molecular function: RNA polymerase II cis-regulatory region sequence-specific DNA binding; DNA-binding transcription repressor activity, RNA polymerase II-specific. The transcript has 4 exons. The record is from RefSeq and is a predicted model, not a curated record.
UUUUGGUUAUUGCUAAUAAAUAGAGGUUAAGUAGGUUAUUACUGUGUAAAGCUCUUUCACUGGUAAAAGACCCCGUAAACCUGCAAAAGAUUAAGCCCGGAGGGAAUGAGUGUUUGCCCGGAGCCUGGAGGGAGUGGGUGUUUGCCUAGAGCCCCGGGGACAGUGAUGGGGGAAUCCUCCUAAUCAUCUCCUUUGAUUCCACUCUUCUUGGUUCAGAGACUGUAUCAUAUAGAGAGCAUUUAACCAUGUCCCGAAGGGUUAAUCCAGGUGGGAGAGGCUGAGUCUGUGCUGUAAUAAAGUCACAAAGGGUAUGUCUGCACUGCAAUAAAACAUCUGUGGCAUGCCCCUGUCAGCUGACUUGGACUCAUGGGAAUCGGGUUGUGGGGCUGGAUCCUGACCCUGGACGUAUAUACACUGCAAUUUGUUAACUCUGUAGCCUGUAGGCUAACCAUGGGUUUUGUUGCAGUGUAGAUGUACCCUAAGUGUUUCUCAGUGAAGCAAAAUCUAGAAUGUCUGUUUUCAGGGAGAACGCCUGCAACGAAUAGAGAAUGUAAAAUGGACAAAACCUCCUCUGAAAUCGCUCCAAUUGCCCUUCUCACCCUGACAGGCUGCAAGAUAACAUCUAUAUUUUGCUCCAGAUCAUCCCACACUCCCAGGGGAAAGGAAAUGGCAUCAGUGGAGCUGGCUCAGGGGCCAGUGACCUUUGAGGAGCUGGCUGUGUACUUCACGGAGGGGGAAUGGGCUCUGCUAGACCCUGCCCAGAGAGCCCUCUACAGGGAGGUCAUGCAGGAGAACUAUGCCACUGUGGCCUCACUGGGGUUUCCAGUUUCCAAACCUGAUGUGAUCUCCUGCCUGGAACGAGGGGAAGAGCGGUGGGUCCCAGAUCUCCGGGGCUCUGAGGAAAGAGAGCUCCAGAAAGGUGCCCAGACAGGUGAUCGGAUGGUGAGUGAAACUGUGGAGCAGAAUCCACAGCAGGAAGAUGCUGAGCAAGUAGAACCACAUCAUACAUUAGCAGGAAGAUCCAAACGGAAAGUUUCUUGAAAUUGUGCAGAGGCAAAAUCCUGUGAGAGUCAACAUAGGCCAGAGAAAAGCUUCGGUACGUUAUUAGACAUUAUUUGACAUGAAAGAAUGAACAUGGGAGAGAGACCCUACACAUGCCUUGAGUGUGGAAAAAGUUUUAGUCAGAGCUCAACCCUCAUCGCACAUCGGAGAAUCCACACUGGAGAGAGGCCGUACACAUGCUCUGAAUGUGGGAAAAGCUUCAAUCGGAACUCACACCUCAUCACACAUCAGAGAAUCCACACAGGAGAGAGACCCUACACAUGCUCUGAAUGUGGGAAAAGCUUCAAUCGGAACUCAAACCUUAUCACGCAUCGGAGAAUCCACACAAAAGAGACUCCCUACAGAUGCUCUGAGUGUGGGAAAAGCUUCAGUCACGGCUCAGCCCUGAUCACCCAUCGGAGAAUCCACACUGGAGAGACGCCCUUCACAUGCCCUGAGUGCGGGAAACGCUUCAAUCACAGCUCACACCUCAUCACACAUCAGAGAAUUCACACAGGAGAGACACCUUACAUGUGCUCUGAGUGUGGGAAAAGCUUCUGUCGGAGAGCUACUCUUAUCACGCAUCGGAGAAUCCACACGGGUGAGACACCCUACUCGUGCUCCGAGUGCAGGAAAAGCUUCAGUGAGAGUUCAGACCUUAUUAGGCAUUGGAUAAUCCACACAGGAGAGAAACCGUACACAUGCCCCGAGUGUGGGAAAAGCUUCAACCACAGCUCAAACCUGAUCACACAUCGGCGAAUCCACACUGGAGAGACGCCCUAUACCUGCCUUGAGUGCGGGAAAAGCUUCACCCAGAGCUCACACCUUAUCACACAUCGGCGAAUCCACACGGGAGAGCGACCCUACACGUGCUCUGAGUGCGGGAAAAGCUUCAACCACAGCUCAAACCUUAUCACACAUCAGCGAAUCCACACAGGAGAGACGCCCUAUAUAUGCUCUGAGUGCAGGAAAAGCUUCAGUGAGAGUUCAGACCUUAUUAGGCAUUGGAGAAUCCACACAGGAGAGAAACCCUACAUAUGCCCUGAGUGUGGGAAAACCUUCAACCACAGCUCAAACCUGAACAAACAUCGGCGAAUCCACACUGGAGAGACGCCCUACACCUGCCUUGAGUGCGGAAAAAGCUUCACCCAGAGCUCACACCUUCUCACACAUCAGCGAAUCCACACGGGAGAGCGACCCUACACAUGCUCUGAGUGUGGGAAAAGCUUCAAUCGGAGCUCAAACCUCCUCACACAUCAGAGAGUCCAUGUAGGGAAGACACUCUCCUCAUGCUCUGAGUGUGGGAAAAGCUUCCGUCGGAGCUCAGCCCUGAUUAGUCAUCAGCGAAUCCAUAGAGGAGUGACAAACUACACCUGCCCUGAGUGUGGGAAAAGUUUUAAUAAGAGCUCAAUUUUCAUCAAACAUAAGAGAAUCCACACAGGCGAGUAACGCCGUAAAUCAGGGCUUCUCAACCUUUUCUUUCUGAGGCCCCCUCAACCUGCUAUGAAAACUCCAGGGCCCCCAACGGGUGGGUAGCAACUCAGGGAUCUGGGCCCGGGGGUGGGAUCCUUGGGCAUAGGUGUACUUUGACUUCUAUUUUUGGGGGGUAAGGGCUGGCAAGGCUUGGGCUAGCUCCACACAGCCGGGUCCAGGGAGGCAGUGCCACCUCCACCCCUGACUCACCUCAGCAGCCACCCACCUGUCUGGGGCUUUGUCCUGGUGGCUGCUCCCGAACAGCUCUGCUGGCCUCGGAGCCAGGUCCCUGCCUGGGCAGCUGUAACUGGCUGCAUGAGCAGUCAAAGCAGGCUGCAACCCUGGGCACCAGCAGCAGAUGGAGUGGGCAGCCCUGGCAUUCCCCCAUGACACCAGCAGCCAGAAGAGCAGCUGCCCCGCACUGCCUGGCUCCAGAUUCCCAUCUCUGACCUGGCCAGAGGUGGGGCUUGAGGGGGGCUGAGGGAGUGGAGGAGGUGAGGGGGUGGAGCUGCCCCCAGGACUGCCACAUUCUGGGUAAGGCACUGCAGUUGUGGGGGGGGCGGGGUGCCUCCUCAACUUUGCUCGUGGGCUCAGGGCUUCAGCCCUGUGCCUCUCCCGGAUUCCGUUGGGGGAGCUCGGGGUUUCAGCUCCCUGCCGCUCUGACUUCAGAGGCGGGAGGGGAGCUCAGGGUUUCAGCCCUGCACUGCUCCCAGCUUCGGUGGGGGAGGGAAAGAGGGGAGCUCAGGGUUUCAGCCCCGUGCUGCUCCUGGAUUCAGUGGUUGGGGGGAGGGGAGCUUGGGGUUUCAGCCCUGUGGCGGGGCGCUGAGACUCGGGGUCUCAGCUGUGGGUCCCCACGGACUCCCUGAAAGGGCUUGCAGAACCCCAGGGGCCCCCGGACCUCCAGUUGAGAACCACCGCCAUAAAUGUCUUAGGGCUGGCCAAAGAUUUUUUGUAAAAUACAGUAGCAAAUUCCCACGUAGUUUGUACCAUUUUCUUCAGUGUAGUCUCUCAGCUUCACGUGAGUUGCCUGCCUCUGUCUUUUGCCCCUUCCCAUUUGGGGUGAAUCACAUCAUCCUUUAUCAACUCCUUUACUUUAUAAGUCCUGGGAGUGUGUCCUCCUCCUGCCAGAAAUAUCCAUCAGCACCAUGUGCGGGAGAUAGUGUUCACCUUGAUUAGCUACACUGAAGUAAAAAUGGCCCGUGCCUUGUCUCCACUGGGAUUGUACAUGGAGGUAGCCACUCAGUUUAGAGAUCUUGUAACACAACUACAUUUGUACUGCAGACAUAACCUGGGUAGAGUGGCUGGGGUUAGCUUUCCCCUGGACCUGAGCUCACCACCAUCAUUCUUCCUACUCUGGACAAACCCAAGCAUCGCAUCGAUACCAUUCCCCCAUUACAAUGUGAUUGAUAGUCACUGUGUUCCCCCUUGGGGACAGAUUGUCUCAAUCCCAGUUGUUCUCACCUUGCUCGGGGUUUUGCAGGACAGAAAUAUUUUUUUCUACCAUUUUCUUCAUGUAUAAUAGAUUGAAAUAGAACAAAGUGGGGUAGGAAAAAUAUCAUUUCAUACUCUGUGACUCCUGAAGGAGACAGGGUGAGUCAAAGGGAUUCCCUCCUUCCCCAUCACUGUCACAAUCCCCUCUCGGCCUAGCAGCAUUAGCUUCUAUGUGAGCCACAAUAGUGUUUAUCCUCCCCACGUUCUACCCCUGCACCUCCCAAAGUGUCACGUGAUGCCGUGUUCUGAGCGCUCCCUGUGCUUAGGUGUCACGCUUUGAUCGUAAAUCAGACUCACUGGGGCUAGAGAUGAAAGUGUCACAGGCUUGGAAGGGGAAUUUGAUUGGAUCCCAAAAACAGAGUAAUCAUUCUGUGCUUUCAUCUCUGCUUCCAGCUCUUGGCAAAGCUGCUUCUGGGCUUUUUCCUGCAAAGCAUGGGUUGUCUGCAGAUGGGAAGGUUAGCUGCUUUCCCCCCUUGUGAUUAAGCUAAAUCUUUUGUAAGUAACAUGACUCAGUAAUAAUGAGGUGGCACAGACUGAAGGAAAAUUGAACUGAUCAGAGGAGAAUACAAUGGGAGAACUGUUUUGAUUUUGGGUUAUCAGACAACCUGCUCUGGAAUUUCAUUUUAUAUGAAACUGAAAGUGUUUUCCACUCCUUUGUGUUGUGGGUUUUUCUCUCUGUCCUGAAGUCAGUUUGGUCUAAUAAUUGGAUAUUACCUUUGUUUGACAGAAUGUACCCAGAUUUAUUGGGGACUUGGAGACAAAUGACCGUUUGCUAAAACGAUAUUUUAUGUGUGUCUUUUCCCCACCCCUGUAUGGUGACAUGGAAGAAGUUCAAGUGUAGUUCAGCCAGCAGGAAAGAAUAUUCCAACUAUUGGGCAUGCUCCCAAGGAAACAGUAGCAAUUUAAAAUUUCUGCUUUGAAACAGUGAAGAACAUUAUAUUGCAAAUUGUGCAACGAACUGACAUGAUCACACUUGUUGUGGGUGCAAUAUAAAUUAAUAGCGAGAUAUCCAAUAUCUAGUCUUAAUCAAUUUAUUAAUCAAGGAUUAAUACAGCAUAAUACAGAAAGGAAGAGUGCUUAUGUUACCAAUGCCUCUGAAAGACAGGAGUUGCAGUGCUCACACUGUCUCAGAGAUCCUGUGCUUAUCCCUUCUGUAUUUAUACCUAAGUGGGGGGGAGUUUCACAAUUUUCCCUACAUCACUUUAUCUAUCUUUCUUCUCUAUUUUCUGUGACAUGUUUUUCAUAGACAGUAAUUGCUACACCUUCUAUGUGGGGCAUAUGUUAAAAGUUUCAACAUGGCUUAUAUUUUACAUUUUGACUGUUAUACAGACCCCAUGCAUUAAACAAAAACAGAGAAGCACGUACACAAGACUAGAAUUUUGUUUUGAACAUUCCAGGCCUAGCAUUACCUAUUUUUCUGCUAUGUUUGUGCCUAGCCCUGUCAUUACAAUACUUCAGCUAUCUCUUUCUGUAACAUAAAUAGAAAAGCAUUUUGGAAGAUCUUAAGAUGAGGACAAUUAAAGAAAUAUGUGAUAUUAUAUAUAAUGUUAAUAUUGUAUGUACUAUUUAAUAUUGGCUAACAUUAUAGAAAUUACAAACUUUCUCUAACAUAACUUCAUCUCUAUUGUAGUAGCCAGGUAUAUCAUAACACUUAGAAACUGGGUUUUUUAAAGUGCAUUUUACAAGCUUCGUGUACCUUAGUUUUUGCUGAACUUGCAUUCUCCAGCACAGAUACAAAGGAGAAGUUCGUACAAAGGUCACAGCAUCUACCUAUCAUACAGUUUCAGAGCAUUUAACGUGAAUAUAAAGGACUUCAAGUUCGAUACACUUUACAUAAUCACUAUUGACUACUUUCUUAUUUUGAUUAUAAAUACCAUUAUUUCACUUACAGUUGCUAUAAUAUAUUUUUAUCAGUUAUCACACUUUUACUUAUAAGAACUGAUUUCCCAGUAAAUCUUAUCCAGGCAAACCCAUGGUUUGAAAUAAAACAAUUUGCAUCCCUGAAUAAUAGUUUUGAUUGUGAGAGCUUUGGUAAGCAAGUUACAUUCCAGAAUAAUGGUCAUGGUAGAACUCAGGUUUCAGUAAAAUUCCAUUCUUACAUGGUAGCUGUCCUUGCAACAGCACUGCCGUGAUUUCACAACCUGCCUUUUUACACUUUAGUUUAGCUGAAGAGAAUACUGAUUCAGUUCACUCAAUAGCCCAGUUGCAAAUCCCUCUGGUCCAGUUUGGUCAGCAAAUGUUAUGAAGCAUUUUGGGUUUUAAUUUAGUUUGGUAAACACAGUGUUAUUCAGGGUUAUGGCAAUAUAGUUUCAGAUGAUCUGGGAAGUGUAUUGCCCAGUCAGUGACUUGGAACUCGGAAAAAGGCCCAUGGAUUUGGAUCCCAAAGGAAUUGUGGCUUUGCAGGAGGUUACUGUUGAAAAUAUUUCUUUCCGAAUCAGGUGCAUGCUGCCUGUUAUUUGGGAAGCCCAGUCUGCAGAGAUGGAGAAAAUGGAAGUCUGGCCCCAGGGGUGAGGUUGCAGGCGGAAGGGGUGGAGCCAAGGGUUAGCCUCCCCAAGGGGGGGCUCCACCAGCUGCCCGUCGGUAUAUAACACAAUACACAGCCGCUUCCUUGGGAUCCUGUUUUAGUGUUUAUAAGGGCUGAUGUUCUGCUGUGUUACUCUGAUGAUUUCACCCAAUUGAUGACACGUUAUUCCAAUGUAGUAUCCUUGUUAAUGCAUUAAUUCACUGAUUUGACCAUAACUGUAUUGUUUAACUCUUAGUUAGCUGCAUAGUGAUAGUGUUUACAGUAAUUUACCCUUAGUGAUGUGUGGUCUCGAUUUUUUUCAUUUUAAUAAACUGUAUAAAAGGGA